Plasmodium coatneyi is the source of this 477-nucleotide messenger RNA. RefSeq lists its product as uncharacterized. The transcript is spliced from 2 exons. The coding region runs from base 1 to 477 and encodes 158 amino acids. Lineage: Eukaryota; Apicomplexa; Aconoidasida; Haemosporida; Plasmodiidae. The record is from RefSeq and is a predicted model, not a curated record.
AUGGUGUUGACGAAGCGCUAUGAGUACUCCCCGCUGGAGGAAAUAUUUUUCCCCAAGCGGAUUACAAACGUGCAAUGUUACACUGAUGAAGAUUUAUCCUUGGGAAGGGAAGGACAAAAGCGGAAGGGGAACCUUCCCAUGUCUCAGCAGAAGAAGACCCACCUGAGCGGACGAAGGGAGAAGAACCUCCCCCCCAAUAUUAACCAGAUAAAAGACCAACUGCUGCAGCCGGACCUCUCCCUAGAAUUGUGCCAACGGAAAAAAAAUUACUACCUGAACACGAGGCACGCAAGCCAUGUGCAGAGCUACCUCUUCUUUUAUGACUACCGCAAGUGCUUCCUGAACAUGGAUGGCAAGAUGUUCAUCGACCGGCACCCCGUGCGGAUACGAAACGACGGCACGAAGCGAGACGAGCGGCUGAACAAAGUCAUCCCCGUGCAGAACUACAACUCCUUCAUCUACGCCUACAACAUAUAG